Messenger RNA from Vicia villosa (hairy vetch), 459 nucleotides. RefSeq lists its product as uncharacterized. Bases 1 to 459 code for a protein of 152 amino acids. The record is from RefSeq and is a predicted model, not a curated record. NCBI's taxonomy places the organism in Eukaryota, Viridiplantae, Streptophyta, Magnoliopsida, Fabales, Fabaceae. The transcript is spliced from 2 exons.
AUGAAGAACAUGCUCACAAAGAAAAAAGGAUGCACAGAUGAAGAAACUUUGGUGCUUGAUGCCCAAUGUAGUGCUAUAAUCCAAAGAACUACUCCAAGAAAGGAAUCUGAUCCGGGGCGAGUGACCUUACCAUUAAACAUUGGAGGUAAUUUCACUGGUGAUGGGUUAAUCGAUCUGGGGUUGAGCAUCAACUUAAUCCCUUUAUCCAUUAUUAAGAAGCUAGGAAAUGUGGUAAUGAAGCCUACUAGUAUGACACUACAAUUGGCCUACAAGUCCAUCACUUCACCUUAUGGAGUGAUUCAGGAUCUGCUAGUUAAAGUAGACAAACUCUUUUUCCCGGUGGACUUUGUGGUAGUCGACAUGGAAGAAGAUCAUGAGAUGCAGCCAGCCAAGAGAGGUCGCACAAAAUCCACUAGUACCGGUCCUCGUGGUGCCGGUCCUCGAGAACCCAUUGCAUGA